AUGUUUAAAUCUUUGAAAUCAUCAAUAACUUCGACGUUAUCACCUGAUACUCAAAAUAAUGGCAAUGAUUCCAAGACUAACAAUAAUAAUGGUGAUGAUUCAUCGACAUUAGAAUUGAAUCAAGAGAAAAGAGAAGAAAUUGUUAAAAAUUUUAGAAAGAUAUUGGGAGCAGGGAACGAAAAAUAUGAUAACGCUACAUUGAUCCGAUUUGCAGUGGCUAAAAGUUUUAACUUGGAAAAGGCAAAACAACAACUUGAAGAGGCUAUGAAGUGGAGAGAGAAACAAAAAAUAGACUCAAUCCCUUUACCAGUUCUAAACCCCGGUACACCGUUACUUUAUCCUAUACGUGGACUUGCUCCUUUCAUAAAUGAUACAAAUGUAGAAAUUGUUAAAGGUGUUCCUGACUAUCUUCCUAGAAUUUAUAAAUAUUUUGGUGGGAAUGCUAUUCAUAAAAUUGAUAAAGAUGGAAGAAGCGUUUAUAUCGAAAGAUUGGUUUAUUUAAAAUAUACGAUCAUAAUAACGCUUGACCGUGUUAAAAUGACAUCUCUUAAUCAAUUAAAGGGUUAUCAUGAUGCUAAAGGAUUAGCCAAGUAUAUUAAAUCAGAAGAAUUAGUUGACUGGCAUAUCAGAUGUCAAGAAUUUUCACAUAAAGUUCUUAUGCCAGAAUUAAGUAGAAGAAUUGGAAGGUUGAUUGAUAAGGAAACAGUGAUAUUUGACUGUGAGGGGAUGGGAUUUCAUCAACUACAUAUGCCAGCGUUAUAUUUGUAUAGAACAAUAGCAGAGAUAGAUCAAAGUUAUUAUCCGGAAAGAUUGGGCAGAUUAUUUGUUGUCAAUGCACCUUUUAUGUUUGUAAAAAUUUGGGCAUUGGUAAAAAAAUGGUUGGAUCCUGGAAUGCUGAAAAAAGUUCAUAUAUGUGGAAAAGAUUUCAAAAAUAUUUUGCUUGAACAUAUCGAUGAAAAAAAUUUACCUGCAUUCCUAGGUGGAAAAUGUACUUGUUCACAUUUAGCAGGCGGAUGCGUUCCAUCAGUAGUUUUGGGAAAUAUUCCAUCACUUACAAAAGAUCAAAAUUCAUUACAACAAACACUUCCAUCAACAUCAGCUCCACCUUCACUUAUACCCCUUGAAUCCAGGAGAGAUGGCUACAAUUAUAGAAUCCAGAUUCUGAAAGGCGAUUCUAAAACUUAUGAAGUUAUUAUUACACCGUCAACAGAAGACAAGGAUCAAAUUAAUGUAGAAAUUGCUUUUAGAAAAGUUGAAGGCAAGGGCAAACUUAAAUUUCAAGUAAAAUUUAUUAAAUUUGGUGAUGAUGACGGUGACCGUUCUGAUGAGUCUAAUGGAAAUACAAUUAUGGAACCCGUUACCUUGAAGGAAGAAGAUACUGAGAAACACAUAUUUGAUUUCAAAGUUAAACAUAAUGAAACUGGAGAAUUUCUAUUAACAUGGUCAUUUGACGAAUACAGUAAUUCCGAUAAUUGUAUCAUCGAAUAUUUUGUAAAAGUUGAUGAUAAUGAAUGA
This is a messenger RNA of Entrophospora sp. SA101, 1515 nucleotides long. The record is from the annotation of a GenBank genome assembly. NCBI's taxonomy places the organism in Eukaryota, Fungi, Glomeromycota, Glomeromycetes, Entrophosporales, Entrophosporaceae.